AUGUGGGACGGUCUGUUUAUGCUGCUCGCCCUGAGCGCCAUCAUGGGAAUUGCCUCCUUUCUGGCCGGCAUACUACCGCUCUCCUUUAACCUGUCUCCGCGCCAGAUCCGCACCGUUUCGUUGCUCGGCACCGGCGUUCUCGUAGGCGCAUCGCUCAUUGUUAUUAUACCAGAGGGCGUCGAGACAAUGUACGGUGCCGCCAUUAAGACCCACGCCCAUGACGUACCGCACCCGCAGCCCAAGAUCCCUUCUGGACAUACCCAACAAAAAGGAGCUGUCAACCCUACCGAGUUCGUGCCGGAUCAUGUCAGAGCGGAAGCACUGCGAACAGAUUUUACAAAGACUGGUGCCAUCAAAGCCCCUGGCGCGGCCAGUAUUAUCGUGAAGAGGACGCCGGACACGCCUCCGGACAGCUACAAGCAGCGCGCUUCAGAUAAGAAAACCAUGGAGCAGAAGGGCAAGGCGGAGGAGGAGCACGCACAACCCCAGAAGGGCGGCGAUGACGACUCGACCGAAGGCCACAAGGAGGGACAUACGCGCGUACAUGGGCCCGAAGAGGGCGAGCAAGAGACGACGCCAGUAUCAGCAGACAUGGAAGGGCCUCACGGUUACAUUGGCGUUGCGCUGAUACUCGGAUUCAUUCUCAUGUUUGUUGUGGAUCACCUUCCAGAAGCGCUCUCGAACGCAAAGUCGCAAUACCAGUCGCUGCACAUAUCGCUAUCAAAUCUUCAUCGAGGACCACACAAUUCGUCUUCGAUGAGUUUGAACGCACUGACUCCAGGUUCUCCACCACCAGAGCCGCUUACACCUCUUCCGCCGCAUGUAUCGAAGCCUCCACGCUCAUCGGCGACUACCAUCGGACUGGUGAUCCAUUCGUACGUGGCCAUGCACUCUAUGACCGAAGCCACAAAUUCCCACGAAGAGCCUGUCAUCAACGGCUACAUCGACCACCACACCUCGCCCUCGAACGGUCUCUCCAAGUCCGAUAUAGCCAUCGUUUUGUCCGGUAUGCUCGUACCGCUCUUCACUCAGGUCGGACACCACCAUUAG
Didymosphaeria variabile is the source of this 1050-nucleotide messenger RNA. RefSeq lists its product as uncharacterized. The record is from RefSeq and is a predicted model, not a curated record. The coding region runs from base 1 to 1050 and encodes 349 amino acids. The transcript has 3 exons. NCBI's taxonomy places the organism in Eukaryota, Fungi, Ascomycota, Dothideomycetes, Pleosporales, Didymosphaeriaceae. Gene Ontology annotation, molecular function: metal ion transmembrane transporter activity. Gene Ontology annotation, biological process: zinc ion transport.